Molecule: messenger RNA, 3242 nt
Organism: Leptopilina heterotoma
Lineage: Eukaryota; Metazoa; Arthropoda; Insecta; Hymenoptera; Figitidae
Gene: PGAP1
Product: GPI inositol-deacylase
Exons: 11
Coding region: 326-3013 (895 amino acids)
Biological process (GO): GPI anchor metabolic process; endoplasmic reticulum to Golgi vesicle-mediated transport
Cellular component (GO): endoplasmic reticulum
Molecular function (GO): phosphatidylinositol deacylase activity
Source: RefSeq, a predicted model, not a curated record
CUGUUUCUGCUGCUUGGAAACUAACCUUAAAAAAAUAUCAAUGUUUUGGUUUUGGGGUUUUGGUAAAAUCAUCAAAAAGUCAUUUAGCAAUGAUUUUUAUUGUCAUUGAUAAAAAUGACAUUUUUCGAUUUCUAGUUUUUUAGAUACAAAGCAUACAAAGUAAAAAAAGAAUGUUAUGUACAUCAAAAAAUUACAGGAUUCAAAUAAUUAUUGAUAUAAAGUACGAAUUCGUAUAAAGUAUCAAUAAUUAGCAUAAUUGGUAUUUUUAAGAUGAAUUUUGGUUGAAAUAGACUACAGCUGUAAAUAAUAUAAGACAACCGCCAAAAUGUUGGGAUUUAAGAAAUUUAUUAUCUAUGGAACUAUUUGUUUGGCCUGUUCCUUUUUAUUUAUUUUGUACAUUUUGGGUACAGUUUAUUAUGUCACUACACAUGAGGAAAACACCUGUGAAAUGACGUACAUGUUCGAAUAUCCUCAAUAUGUGAGGAUAACGCUUCAUGCUGAAUUAGAAAAAGUUUUUCCCAGAUUUGGUUUAUAUGCGUAUGGUGAAGGUUUUGUGACAGAAAAAAUUCGUCGAACGAAAUUCACAGGAAUUCCUGUUCUUUUUAUACCUGGAAAUGCAGGUUCUUCUGAACAAGUACGCUCUCUGGCUUCGGUGAGUUUAAGAAAAGGUUUGGAGGACAGAACACCAUUUCAUUUUGAUUAUUUUGCGGUACACCUUGGCAAAGAUUAUUCUGGUUUAUACGGCGGUGUUUUAAUGGAAGAAACAGAAUAUGUAUCACACUGCAUAGAGAGAGUUUUAAGUCUAUACAAAGGCAGAGUAAAGAGUGUUGUUCUAAUUGGACAUUCAAUGGGAGGAAUUGUUGCAAAAGGUGCUCUGCUUAUGUCACCAAAGAUUAAUGCUAGUUUCGCGAGUAUUUUAAUAACAUUAGCAACACCGCACAGGCCGACAAUUGUUUUUGACAGAACUUUCGCCAAUUACUAUCAAAAUUUAGAGGCAUCGAUGAAUCAAUUAAAAUUGGCAGGUGUCACAUCAAUUUCCAUUGGUGGCGGACCUAGAGAUCAUUUAGUCACUGCUGGACAAACAAUCGACAAUUCAGCGCAUAUGAAUCUUCUUUCAAAUAGUAUUCCCGAUGUUUGGAGGAGUACCGAUCAUUUGUGUAUUCUCUGGUGUAAGCAAUUGGUCUUAUCGAUAGUUCGCUCUCUUUUCGAUUGCGUUGACAAUAACGCUCGACCUCCAAUGAUAGCGUCCGAUCCUGAACAUAGAAUGCGAGCUCUGUCGUAUCAUUUCCAAAAGCGGUUUGCAGGAAAACGUAUCAGACCAUUUCAGGAAAAAUUCAAUUUCGAAUCUGGCGGUCUAUGGAUAGAGGACAUUCGUAAACAGUACGUGUGGUCCGGAAGUAAUUACACAGACGAUGAAACAUCAAAAUCGGUUAUUUACCUAAUGAUUAGAUUUAGCGAUUUUGCCAAUCAAAUGACAAUUCAAACACUUAAUUUAGAAAGCAAGGAUUGGCUGUACGUUUGUUUGGCGUCCACAAUCGAGGGACAGUCAAGAAUUUGUGAAUGGGGAUGGAACUUGUCGAACAGAUCAACAAUAUUACCAGAUAUAUUGUACCGUCGACGAAGGAGUGUCGACUUGAGUGUUGAAGAUCUCAAAUUUUAUAAAUAUUCCCACGUUGUGGUGCGAAUUCCUCCGAGCAAGGAGAGAAAAUACGUGAACAUUCAAAUUGACACUUUUUCACAUUCAUCCCGUGUUUUGAAUUUCAAUGAGAAAACUUCACUGUUGAAACGAAUUUUCAUUCCAAAGAAGCCCAUGACAAUAAAUUCAUCGCCAGGAGACGUACGAUUUUACGUGAAACUUCUGGAUAUAACAAAUGCGAUUAAUGUUGAACUCAACGUUUUGCAAUGUGUUAAUUUGAAGAAAUCGAUAUCAGGAAUUGUUGAAUUAAUCGAAACUUGGAAUCCUGGAGCAACGCAAUUUUUCUUCUUAACUGGAAGUAAUAGUGAAUCGAGAACGUUGCAAAUUCAAACGAAACCGAAGGAAGAAGAUUGUGUAGCAGAAUUAAGACUGACUUUGGAUUCAUCAUGUUCAUACAGUAUUAUUAUUCAACAAGCUUCGAUUGUUGAAAAAAUCUCUAUUUUAGUUCGAGAUCGAUGGACGACUCUCUAUCCGAUAUCAAUUAGUCUUUUAUUACUGACAAUUGCUGUGCAAUUUGAUAAUAAUCGAGAUUCACUGCUGACGGCAGGAAUAACUUUCAUUCUUUGCGUUGGAUUAGGAAUCAUUUUCGAGUGCUGUGUGGCUUUUAUUAUUUUACACUUAUUAGCCAUUUGCGUGUGUUGUUCGGUUGUUUUCCUCGGCUCGGUUGCUCACAAAAUUGCCGUCAAAUUUUUGGCACGUGCGAUAGCUUUUUCAAUAACAUGGUCCGAUUGGUUGCUUGGUGGUUUAAAUCAAUUGCCAAUUGUGACGACAAUAAUUAUCCUCUCAAUAGUACCGGCGACAUGUGGAGCUUUAGCGAUGAUGAUUUCGAUUUUCUUACAAUUUUUAAAAUUGACUCGAAUGUACGAGGAUUAUUUGGAAGAAUUAUUCUUAGCGUCGAUGCGACAUUUUAAUUUAAUUAGAAGACGUGAUACAGAGAAAAAUGACAAUGAGAAUACACGACAAAAAAUAUUCAAUCAACUUUUACUUUUUAUGGUUUGGAAUUUUACAGCUAUAUCCGCUGUUCCAUCUGUUCUUGUUUGGGCGAAAAAUUUCAGUUAUAGUUCAAGAUUAACAACGGAAGAUCCAGUUUUACUUUACAGUUGGAUUUUAUUAGUGAUUUGUGGAACUUUGGGAUUAGUGGAAGUUCCUUGUAAGAGGAAUACUGUAAUAAUAAGACUAAUAUCAUUUUUAUUGCGCUAUAUAGCGUGGUUGAUAAUUUGUCUCACUGGGGUUCCGACUUCAUUUUUCUAUCAAUGGUGGUUGACACCAUCCGUGACUGUUUUUAUGAUAUUAAUAUCAAUUUGUUCAAUAUUUUAAUAAGACUGUGUUAGUAAGUCAUUAUUUCUCGAAAUUCUAAAAUGCUCAAUUCAAGAUUUCUCAAAACUAUGAUAUUUUAUACAGGCAUGUAAUUUUAAAAGUAUUUAUAAAGAAAAAAAAUGUUAUUAAAUUCGAUCGAAUUAGAUCGUCAUUAACUAAUUAAUAGAUGAAAUUACAACUAAACAUUUAUAUUAAAUGUUAUAUUGUUAUAUAGUUAAUAAACACUAAA